GCCGUUUCCUGAUCUGAGGGAGCAGCCCCAGGGUGCGGGGCACCUCCUGGCCACUCCAGAGAGCCUACUGGGUGUUUGUGCACCCAGAAGGCCUGUGGGGGAGGGGAGGGCUGCCACCCCACCUUGGUGCUAGUCUGGCCUGGUCACUGUGCUUCCUCUCCGCCCCCAGCAAUCACCACCUGACCUUGAGGGCUUUCUCUCCCACGGUGGCUGCCAUGGGGGGGAGGGGACCAGGCUUUCACAAGCCUGCCUGUGGGGUGACCUUGGCCUACAACUCACACCCAGGGCUUGUGUUCCUAGUCUCAUACGCCCCCAUUGUGGAGCCCCCCCCAGGCCACUGUGGCUUCCCCAAAGCCAGUUUCUCCUUUUUUUCAUUUCUGCUAGGGGGGCGGGGGCGCCUGGGUUAUACUCCUUCCGCCUUCUGUGACCCCAUUGUAGAGGGUGGGGACCUCAUCACCCCCUCCUCCUCCACCUCCUCCUUCUCCUCCUCCUCCUCUCUGGCCUUUGUUCUCUGCCCUGAAAGGGGGAGGGGGUAGGGGCGCCCUGCCUUAGGGCAGCAAGGCCUAGACAGGAUGUUAGGAAAAUAUUUAGUAACCGGCUGGGAGGGAGGCUGGGGCUGGGGCUGGGGCUGGCCCGCACCCGGUUCCCGGUUUUGUUGCCUUUUUUUUGUUGUUGUUCCCUCCUCAUUUUCUUGGCGGCGGUAGGGCCUUCCUCAGACUAGGGCCCUGGCCACCUCCCAGGAGGGUGACACAGGCCUCAGCAAUCUGCCGGGUGCCAGGGUGGGGGAAGCAGGCAGCUGCCCGCCCGGUGAGGGGGUGGGCAGGUUCCCGGGCCUCCCCAGCCUGGCCACAGGAAACCUGCUCCACAGCUUUGGUGGCAGAUUUUUCCCUUCCUCCUGCCCCAGGCCCUCACCCCCUUCUGCCAUCAACGUGUAGCGUCCUGCCCUCAGCAAGCAGCUCAGAGGAGGGGGCAGGGAGGGGGCACUAGGAGCUGGGUGGUCUGCCAUCCGUAGGGUUGGGGGAUUCUGGGAGCUGGUGUCCCAGGAUCCAGGUGGGGGCUGCAGGUGAUUUCCUGGAGCAAGUGUGAACAGAGCUGUUGGCCACUGGGGGGCUGCGGUUGGCAGGGGGGCCCAGGGCGUGUUUGGUUCACAUCCUCCCUAGCGCCUGCGUCAGGAGGGAGCUGGGGGGGGCACUGGGCGGAGUGACUGGGCUCCCCAGGGUUGCUUCCCUGGCUGGCACCGAGUCACGCCCGCCCAUUCACCCUCCCCAGAGAGGAAGUACAGGGUGGGGGGGAGACCCCAGCUGCUCUCGGGAAGCUACCCCAGGUCCUUUCUGCAAGGGGUGUCUCUGGGACAGAGGGCUGUGCAGACUGGGCCUCGGGUGGAGGCUGCACCCUGCCCGCCUCCUUGCCCCCCUCCCCACGGGCCCCAAGCAGAGAAGGUUACGCCAGCCGCUGCCAGCGGAGCGCUGGGAGGGAACGCUGGGAGGCGGUCGGUUCUGAGUCAUCCCGGCUUGUGUCACUUCUCAGAAACCUCCGCCCCCCCAUCCCGGCCCCUGAGGAGAACAAGGCACUGGCCAGGCCCCAGAGCAGGAAGCUCAGUGAGCACAGGGUCAGAUAUACCCCUGCCCACCGUGGAGGGGCCACCGGGAGGGUUGAUGUUCAUCAGGGCGUGUUGAGGCCCCAGGAGACUCUGGCCCCAGGGACAGGUCAGGGCCUCCUUCCUGCAGUAAUGCCGCCGCCCCCUCGGCCUCCACCCCGCCCAGGACAGAUAAAUAUUUAUCUUGAGAAAGCAAAGGUUAGGACGGAAGAAUUUGUCCAGGAAUUCCGCCCACUCGCUGGCCUGGUGGCUUAGCUUAUGAGGGGGCCUGUGAUUGGUCCCCCUCCUAUAUCCACAGGCCGAGAGGAUUUGGGGGCUGGAAAGGAUGGGGGAAAGCCCCCAGCGGCGCCCGGGCCGGGCCGGGCUGGCGGAGGAGGCUUCCGGAAAUACAGAUUCAUUUUAUUUAAGCGUCCGUGGCACCGACAGGGACCCCAGAGCCCAGAGAGGGGCGGCGAGAGGCCCCAGGUCAGUGACUUCCUGUCGGGCCGCUCGCCGUUGACAUUGGCGCUUCGAGUGGGUGACCAUAUGAUGUUCGUCCAGCUGCAGCUAGCUGCCCAGCAUGCCCCACUGCAACACCGCCACGUGCUGGCCGCUGCAGCUGCUGCGGCUGCAGCUGCCCGAGGGGACCCCAGCAUAACCACCCCCGUGGCCUCUCCCUGCCGGCCAGUAUCCAGUGCUGCCCGAGUCCCUCCAGUGCCCAGCAGUCCGUCCCCCUCCUCACCUUCCCCUGUCACAGCCGGCUCCUUCCGAUCCCACACAGCCUCCACCACCUGUCCCGAGCAGAUGGACUGCUCCCCACCUGCCAGCAGCAGUGUCAGCCCUGGUGCCAAUGCCACAUCUACCCCGGGGGGCAGCCCAAACCCCCGCUCCCGAAAACCCGGUGCCGUCAUCGAGAGCUUUGUGAACCAUGCCCCAGGGGUCUUCUCAGGGACCUUCUCUGGCACGCUGCACCCCAACUGCCAGGACAGCAGCGGGCGGCCGCGCCGGGACAUCGGCACUAUCCUGCAGAUCCUCAACGACCUCCUGAGCGCCACGAGGCACUACCAGGGCAUGCCCCCCUCGCUGACCCAGCUCCGCUGCCACGCCCAGUGCGCUGCGGCCCCUGACCUCGCCCCCAAAACUACCUCCUGCGAGAAGCUGGCGGCGCCCCCAGCCUCCUUGCUCCAGGGCCAGAGCCAGAUCCGCAUGUGUAAGCCCCCGGGGGACCGGCUCCGGCAGACGGAAAACCGCGCCACGCGCUGCAAGGUGGAACGUCUGCAGCUCCUGCUGCAGCAGAAAAGGCUCCGCAGAAAGGCCCGACGCGACGCCCGGGGCCCAUACCACUGGCCACCUAGCCGCAAGACCGGCCGCAGCGACAGCAGCAGCAGCGGGGGCGGCAGCAGCCCCAGUGAGGCUGCUGGCCUGGGCCUGGACUUCGAGGACUCCGUUUGGAAGCCAGAAGUCAACCCCGACAUCAAGUCUGAGUUCGUGGUGGCCUAGGAUUGGUCACCCUCGCCCCUCAAAUCCCCCAGCCCAGGGCAGUGGGGAUGCCAAGAGCCCGGAGCCCUGCCAGGAACAUGGCCCAGCUCUGGAGGGCAGGUGGCCACUCCCCCCGCCCACCAGAAGCCUUUCUUUGUUUUUUUUGUUUUUUUUUUUUUAAAUUCUUAACCAUGGUUUUCCGAACUCCAUUGGACUUGGCUUCCUACCUCCUGCCCCUCCCCCCCAGCGCCCCUCCUCCCCUCACUUCACCCCAGCUCUUGGGCCCCCCCUGGCCUGUGUGCCGGGUCCUCCCGCCCACCUUCCCCAGCUCCAAAUAUGUAGCAGUCUCUCCAGAUGGUUGAGAGCAGGAGACUGAGGAGACCGCCCCCACCCCCUUCCGCUCUGCUCCCCCCACACCCGAUUCAGGUUUUAAGUCAAAAAUGUAGAUGCCUCAUGAAGCACUUUACAGACAGGGGAGGGGGCCGGGGAGAGGAGGACCCAUCCCACCCCCCACUGCAGACUUCUGGCCUCCACCCCAGGCCAGUGGGACCUCCCUGGGCUGCAAUAGCAGACUUGCCCGGGGCCAGCCGGGUCCCCACAGCCAAGUAGGGGACUGUUUUCUCUUCCACUUCUAGUCUGUUUUUUUCUUCUGGGCCUCUUUGUCCAUUUUCCUUUUUUUUUUUUCUUUCUUUAAAAAGGAAAGCAAAGCUGUUUCAGCAGAGAGGCUGGCUGGUGGGGGGCUGCCUUGGAUUUGGGUGGAGGGAUGUGGGACCCUUUCCUGACAGGAAAGGAAGUGAGGGGGACAGACCUCCCUCCACCCAGCCCUGGCCCACCAUGACCUCCACCGUGCUAUUUCCUCUGCCCCCGCCCCCAUUUUUUUUUUUUCCCUGACCUCCUGCCUGAGCUUGGGGUAUUUAUAGACUAUUAAUUUUCUGACUGAGCCAAUAGUGGUUGGGAAUCUCUUCAAAAACUGGGAGAGAAUGGCUGGGGCUGGUGCGACGCCCCCCACCCCGACCCAGGCCCCGGAUGUGGGGCCUCCCCUGUGGCCAGGGCGGGCAGGGGGUGCUGAGCUGUGAAUCCCCUGAGUAGGGGGCAACGCUGUGUAGCAUUAACCCCCUUGGGGGGGGUCCGCUGCUGGUCUAACUUGGACCCUCCCCACUCAGUGCCCAUGCCCUGGGGGGUGUUUGGCCCAGGACUGAGGGACAUCUGGCUGCUGGGGCCAUUUCAAUGGGGGUAGAAUUUUUAGGUUUUUUUUUUCCCAUUCACUUUUUAUUUUUUAAAUGAUUAUGGAGACGUUUGGGCCCUGCCCCACCCACCUGUCAGUCUUGUCCUGGCCCCGCCUGUCCUCUACCCCCCCCCCCCGUAGGUGAACCCCAGGUCCUCACUUCCCCCCCCUUAUGUGUUUAAAGUUAAUGGUUUCAGAUGUGAACAUCAUGUGUUAUAACUGUAGCUCUGUAAAUUUUUUUGUGGGGGGGGGGUGGGCAGGGAGGGAUCCCAGAGGGUAGAAGUUGAGGAUUUGGUUUUUUUUGUUUUUGUUUUUCAAAAAAAAAAAAAGAAAAAUAGAAAAAAAAAGAUGAGAAAAAAGGGGUGGGUUUGUUUUUUUGAAAAACUGUCUUGGAUACCUAUUUAAAUGUGUGUUCUGUUUUGUUUUUUAACGAUUUUUAAAUUACGUCUGUGCCUCCGUGGGUCCAGGGUGGAGGCCCCAGGCGGGAACCAGCUGGCCCCCCUCUGCCCUGUUGGGUACCCCCAAGAAAGCAUUACCCGCCCUCGGGGAUCGGGCCGGGGGGGUCCCCGGCACCUCGCGUGAGUUUCCUGUAUGAAAACAUAAAAUCGAAAAAGAAAACCUACACGAGCACCGUGAUUUCAAGUAAUAAACAGAAAAUGAAACACAA
This is a messenger RNA of Microcebus murinus (gray mouse lemur), 4947 nucleotides long. NCBI's taxonomy places the organism in Eukaryota, Metazoa, Chordata, Mammalia, Primates, Cheirogaleidae. The record is from RefSeq and is a predicted model, not a curated record.